Messenger RNA from Medicago truncatula (barrel medic), 2592 nucleotides. RefSeq names its product ABC transporter G family member 1. The record is from RefSeq and is a predicted model, not a curated record. The transcript has 7 exons. Gene Ontology annotation, cellular component: membrane. Gene Ontology annotation, molecular function: ATP binding; ABC-type transporter activity; ATP hydrolysis activity. Lineage: Eukaryota; Viridiplantae; Streptophyta; Magnoliopsida; Fabales; Fabaceae. The coding region runs from base 14 to 1645 and encodes 543 amino acids.
GUUAAGCUCAAACAUGAAGCACACAGGAAAUAUUCUAAUCAAUGGCCACAAACAAGCACUGGCUUAUGGAAUAUCAGGCUAUGUAACACAAGACGAGGCUAUGCUAUCAAGAUUAACGGCCAGAGAAACUUUAUACUACUCAGCUCAGCUUCAAUUUCCAGAUUCCAUGUCCAUAACAGAGAAGAAGGAACAAGCUGAUCUUAUACUCCGAGAAAUGGGACUAAUAGAAGCUGUUAACACAAGGGUUGGAGGAUGGGGUUCUAAAGGUCUAAGUGGAGGACAAAGGAGAAGACUUAGCAUUUGCAUCGAGAUUCUAACGCGCCCGAGACUUCUCUUCCUUGAUGAACCGACUAGCGGACUUGAUAGUGCAGCUUCCUACUAUGUUAUGAGUGGAAUUGCACGUUUGAAUUUAAGGGACGGAAUUCAAAGGACUAUUGUUGUAUCCAUCCAUCAACCUAGCAGUGAACUUUUUGAACUUUUUCAUGACCUUUGUCUUCUGUCUUCUGGUGAAGCUGUCUAUUUUGGUCCAGCCUAUGAUGCAAAUCAGUUUUUUGCUGCAAAUGGUUUUCCUUGUCCAACUCUCCACAAUCCUUCUGAUCACUAUUUAAGGAUCAUAAACAAAGAUUUUGAAAUGGAUGUUGAAGAAGGAUUUGGUAAGGGAGUAACCACAGAAGAAGCAAUUGGUAUCCUUGUAAAGUCUUAUAGAUCAUCUCAAAUUAGAACCCAAGUUAAAAAAAAAGUGGAAAUUAUAAGUAAAAGUGACUCUGGUGCAAUAGGGAAGAAGAGGAUUCAUGGUGCAUUUACCACUCAAUGUCUUGUUCUAAUAAGAAGAUCUUCUUUGCAAUUGUUUCGAGACGUAGGCAAUUAUUGGCUACGUUUAGUCGUCUUUGUUAUGAUUGCCAUAAGCAUUGGUUCUAUCUUCUAUGGCAUUGGCUCAAGUAGUGGUUCGGCAUCUAUUCAGGGGAGAGGUUCUCUGCUCACAUUUCUUGUUUCAGUUCUGACUUUCAUGACCCUUGUUGGUGGAUUCUCUCCUCUUUUGGAGGAAAUGAAGGUAUUUGAACGAGAGAGAUUGAAUGGACACUAUGGCGUUACUGCUUUUCUGAUUGGAAAUAUAUUCUCUUCACUACCUUACAUAAUAAUGAUCUCAGUGAUACCUGGAGGAAUAGCAUACCAACUUUGUAAAAUGCACAAAGGACUAGAGCAUUUUCUAUACUUCAUUUCAUUGCUAAUAGCCAUUGUAAUGUGGGUUGAAAGCCUAAUGUUGGUAGUUGGAAGCAUCUCUCCAAAUUAUGUAAUAGGAAUGUUCAUUACUGGUGGAAUUGAAGGACUCAUGAUUUUAACAGCAGGAUUCUAUAGAUUACCAAAUGAACUUCCUAAAUUACUAUGGAAAUACCCUUUAUACCAUAUAUCUUUCCUUAAGUAUGCAUUUCAAGGAUCAUUCAAGAAUGAAUUUGAAGGGUUAAAAGUUGAUGUGGGGACCAACAUUGUGAGUGGUAGAGAAAUAUUGAAUGAUAAAUGGCAUGUUGAAAUUGGUCACUCUAAGUGGGUUGAUCUUGCUAUCAUGUUUGGCAUGAUUGUGUUGUAUAGAGUUCUAUUCUUGGUCAUCACCAAGAGCAAGGAGAAGUUGAAGCCAAGUGGUCCUUAAGCAAUAAAUUUUCACAUGUCAAUGAUCAAUAGACCAAGGAGUAAAUAAAUAUUCAAAUUAUUACUUUCUGAAUUCUGACAAAUGUAAUGGUAGAUAUAUAUAAGUUGUUGAAAAUGCUAAAUCUUGUCUUUCCUCAACAACAAAAAGAAAAAUGCCAAAUCUUGUCUUGAUUUAAAAAAAUAAUAGAUAUUUGUCGCAUUGAUAUUUCUUUAUCAAUCAAUAAAUAUUGGCAGACCAUUUACCUGCAGUAGUUGUGAGUUUUAUAUUCAAAGUUCAUCCGUUGAAAGGUUACAUAAGAAAUUUUCAUUAGAAAAAAAUGGAUGUCACAAAACAUAUACAGUUGUGUUAGGUCACUACAAUGACACUGAACUAAUUUGACGAUUGAUUACGAUAUUGCCGGGUGUAGUGAGGAUUGAGGUUGUUCUUAAUUUGUUUGCACUUGCAUAGGUUUCUAAGUAGAGACAAAUUUUACACUAUGCAUAAAGUCAUUUUAAAUAAAAUGAAGUAUGAAUAAACAUAUUAAUUCAGUGGUGAAAACAAACUUGUGCAUGAUGUAAGAACAAUUUUUUCUUUUUUUGGUACAGGUGUAAGAUCAAUUUACUUAUAGAUUUUGGAUAAAAUUUUUGAGAUAUAUAGAAAUAUUAUGGAAAACGAUCCAACUAUUACUGUCUACUUUGUUUGACUCAAUUACGAUCCAAUUUACUCAAUGUAAAUGAAUACAAUACGACCGAAAUUGCAGUUCUAAGUUGUAACAGUAAGUUAUAAGUAACAAUAAAUUGCAAUUUAAAGGUGAAAAUCAAUUUAUCCAACUUAAGUAACAAUAUGUUAUAAGUAACAUCAAUUGCAUCAAAAGUUGGAUCAGUUGAUUCAAUCCCCAUGAAAAGUUCAGAUAUUGCCAUAUAUUUACAAAUUACAAUGUUAGUGAUUGAUUUGUUAGAGGAAAAAGU